Molecule: messenger RNA, 1273 nt
Organism: Carassius auratus (goldfish)
Lineage: Eukaryota; Metazoa; Chordata; Actinopteri; Cypriniformes; Cyprinidae
Gene: ankrd45
Product: ankyrin repeat domain 45
Exons: 5
Coding region: 5-655 (216 amino acids)
Molecular function (GO): protein binding
Source: RefSeq, a predicted model, not a curated record
CACGAUGCGGUCAACUGAGGAGAAAACUGUACUUUUAUGUGCUUUAGAUGAUGAUUUAGAGGGACUUACGAGUCUUUUGGAAAGCAAGAGCGCCCACGAUACUCAGCAAUCAGAGAAUAUUUUGUGGGAAAAAGAUGAGGCUGGUAGAAAUGCGCUGUUUGCUGCGUGUACACUCGGACGGAGCCGAAUAGUGCGCGAGCUCGUGCGGAACGGCGCUGACGUCAAUAAUCUCACGGCGCGCGGCUACUCAGCAUUGCAUUAUUCUGCCAUGUGGGGUCAGCUGGACACUUUAAAAACUUUGGUUGAGCUCAAGGCUGAUUUCCAAGCGAUCAGUUUCCGGGGAGAGAAGGCUGUUGAUGUGGCCCGGCGUUAUCACAAACUGGACUGUGCAGAGUAUCUGGCAUGGGCUGAGGCCAAACAAAGUUUGCAAGCAUUAGUAGAAGAUAUCAGAAACAUUAUAGCUGAUCCAGAGAAAGUUCAAGGGAAGCUCAAUAAAGAGGACAAGACCGUGUGUAUGAACACCUGUUUGGCAAAAUCUGACUGGAUACACAACACCAAAAAUGCAACAAUUCAAGACUUCAUCGAACAGAAGAAGCACCUCGAAGACAUACUGGCACCUGUUCUGCUCAAGCUUAACACACAAUGUGAGAACUGAUCUGAAGCCACAGUAAAGACAAGAAAGCCUUAGAACUUCAUUGCACGGAUGCAUUAUGUCGUUCAAAUGACAAAAAAUUGGUUACAUUAACUCAAUACAUCUUCUGCAUUUAGACUUUUCAAAUAUUAAUAAUUAGACCCUAAAAUAAAUAUUGUAUGAUUCCUGACACAGAAUUGCAACACUAUUUUAUCUGAAAAAAGAAAGCUUUUAACUGCUGUUUAAUGAAUGUUUACUUUAGAACAUGUAUUGCACAAUUUUCAAUUAUUAACUGAUAAAGAGAAUCAAGGUCAGAUAAACAAGAAAAAAAUUACUGUGUCAGACAAUUUUUUUUUAGCAGAGCUGUUGGCUGAUGUUCUUGUGGUGCGCUUUAUAAACACUAGAUGGAGACAGAGGCCGCAUUUCGUGGUUAGCAAAAUUAUUUCUCAGUAUCGCAAAUAUUGUCUUAAGUCAGUCUAAUGUCUACAAAACGUGUUAUUCAAGAACAAAAUACAACGCCUAUUAAUGUCAAAUCAACUUAAAUACAUUAUGACAUUACUGCACGAGGUUAACCAGCAGAUGUCUCAAAGACUCGAUAAUCAUUUAAUAUCUGUCUUACAAUAUCGAUCGAUGCUAUCUCAA